CCUUUUCAAAGGCUGUUAAACUGAAUUUUUUUCUACUUGAAAAAUGCAUUUUAUGUUUCUGAGGGAGCUUAAGCUUUUUCAGCGACUACGAGUAUUGCUGCCAAAUAUCUGGCGACUGCUUUUCAGAAGGCACAAAGAUAUCACGGCCAUCAUGCUUUUUUUAUAUCUGGUCUAUGAGAUACUUAAUUUCAAGGAGGAUCCAAGCAAGCGGAAUGCUUCUCUGUCGGGAUGGAGCCGUGAAACGCCCAGGAGUAUAGCUGAUUAUUUGGAUCCAGGUCAGGAUACAGCGAUUGUAGUCCCGAGACAUUUUUGUCAGAGUAAGGCCUUCCUGACCAUCGCAGUCUGCUCCUAUGUGCAUCACUUUGAGCGGCGACAGAACAUCCGCAAGCUCUGGGGCAACACCACCGACUUUAACUACUCGUCCUUUGUGAAGCUCCAUGGCCACCUUAAGGGAAAAUACCUGGACGUGCUGCCAGAGCGUCUGGAGUUGUAUUCAGAGUAUCUGAGUGGCCAGGGUGACUCCUUGAAGGCCUCCAUUCGAAUCGUUUUCAUUCUGGGCCGCAGAAACUUGGCUUCCCUGCUGGAAAAUGAGGCGGUUGCUAGCGAGGCGGAAAAGUAUAAUGAUGUCAUCCAGGAGAACUUCAUGGACACCUACAACAACCUUACCAUCAAGACGAUAAUGCUUUUGAAGCACAUCAGCCAGAGCUGUGUGAACUCAACAGCGUAUUUUUUUAAAUGUGACGACGACACCUUUGUAAAUGUGCCCAAUUUGCUGCACUUUCUCCUAGGGGGAACUAUUCCAGUGAACGAGGUCACUGCGAAUUACCAUUAUCUCAAAACUUACCGAGUGACUUCAGCACGAAAAAGAUUGACGGCCCGCAGGGAGGUGAUGUACGGACGCCAGUACUGCAACGUGCGACCGAUCACCAACAAGUACAACAAAUGGUACAUGCCAUCUUACUUGUUUCGGGGCGCAGUGUAUCCACAGUAUUUGUGCGGAUCCGGCUAUUUGCUGUCCAUCGAUGUGGUGCCGCGCCUCUACAAAGCCUCUCUGAGCACGAAGCUCAUGCACUUGGAGGACCUGUUCGUCACCGGACUAUGUGCGGAAAAGGCUGGGAUCAAGCGCACCAACCACCCGCUCUUUAGGACCACAUAUCCGUAUGAGUGGGAUGAGCAGUGCGCCCUCAAGGGGAGCUUCACCAUGCACCGCGCCAAGGACUGGAUCAUGUGGGACGCCUGGAAGCAGGUUACUAACUAUAGCAGCAAAUGCCCUCCGCCAAAAAAAAACUUCCAAUCGAAUCUUCCCCUGGGGGAACGUUGUUAGAUUAUCCCCUUUUUUU
Molecule: messenger RNA, 1340 nt
Organism: Drosophila rhopaloa
Lineage: Eukaryota; Metazoa; Arthropoda; Insecta; Diptera; Drosophilidae
Product: beta-1,3-galactosyltransferase 1
Exons: 2
Coding region: 44-1324 (426 amino acids)
Cellular component (GO): membrane
Molecular function (GO): hexosyltransferase activity
Source: RefSeq, a predicted model, not a curated record